UAAUAUGCACCCUUCAGCUCCUCUCCCCCUAUCUUGGCUGUUCUUAGUUCGCUAGUCGGUUGCUCCCUACUCUUCCCUUCCUGUCUCCAUUGCCGGCACCUUGCAAGCCAGCUACUAAGCAGCUCGAUCGCGCAGACCACUGCCUCGUCGGUGGCCGUGCACGUUGUCGACCAGGUGAAGCGAUGAGCUGCAGCGGCUGCCGCGUGCUGCGCAAGGGGUGCAGCGACGCCUGCGUGCUCCGGCCCAGCAUCGAGUGGAUCCACGGCGCCCAGCCGCAGGCCAACGCCACCGUCUUCGUCGCCAAGUUCUUCGGCCGCGCAGGCCUCGUCGCGUCGCUCGCCGCCGUCCAGCUCCAACACCGACCAGCGCUGUUCCAGUCCCAGCUGUACGAGGCGUGCGGGCGGACGAUUAAUCCAGUCAGCGGCGCCAUCGGGCUCAUGUGGACGGGCAACUGGGACCUCUGCCAGGCCGCCGCCAAUGCCGUCCUCCGCGGCGAGUCCCUGCACGCGCUCUCCACCAUCCCCGCCGCCUUCACCGACCGCGACAUGGCCGGACUCUACGGCAACGUCGGCGUUGCGGCCUCCUCCUCGCCAGAGCACUCAUCCUCUGCGCCAUCCAGGAAGCGCAAGAACAACGGUCCCUCCUUCGCUGCCAAUGCCCCCGGUUGCCAGCCGCCGGCGGAGCUGCUGCAGUCGUGCGAGCUGGACCUCUGCCUGACGCCAGUGUCGCCACCGGCAGGAGGGUGGCGGGGCGGCGGCGCGUCGGACGAGUACUCGGCCACGACGACGUGCGAGGAUCAAGCCAGCGGUGACGCGGAGGCCAGGGCGCCGGCGCUGCUGAACCUCUUCAACUGACUGAUCGUAUCCUCUUCGUUGUAAGAUGUAACUGCGCACAGAGUUCACCAGGGUCAGGGUGUGUGGUAGUAAAUAGUUGCAGGAAUCGAUCGGUGUUGGUUAAUUAUUAAGCUUUUUUGGGAUCUGCAAAUGGUUUUGUAGUGAUCGAACAGUUGACUAACGCUGCUAAUUCGGUCAAUUGACGAGUUUCUUCGCUAGGGAAAAGAUGGCCUGGACUGGCACAAGAAUAUGAUGCAUAGGUGGAGAUGGAGCAGCUUAAGACCUAAAGGGAUUGCAUGGAAUUCAAGAUUUUUCACAGAAAUUUUGAAUGAAUUUGAAUUUCACUAGGAA
Molecule: messenger RNA, 1184 nt
Organism: Phragmites australis (common reed)
Lineage: Eukaryota; Viridiplantae; Streptophyta; Magnoliopsida; Poales; Poaceae
Product: LOB domain-containing protein 38-like
Exons: 2
Coding region: 183-854 (223 amino acids)
Biological process (GO): regulation of gene expression
Source: RefSeq, a predicted model, not a curated record